GCGACGUGUAAGAGCGUGAGCGGGCGCAUUAAUAUGUAAAUUAGCCAAAUGUGAAGCGGUCACAGCAUCCUCCCAGACUCCUGAGUCACUGUGUCGGACCGGCGGUCUCCUGUUGGAGGGUUUAACGUCUUUCUGCGCCCCGUCACAUCCCUGUGCUGGAAAAUACUCGAUGACCCAGGUGGCUCCAGGCAGUGCUGGCAUGACAGCGCUGGUCCCUCCUCCUGUGCCCACGCUGCUCGCCAACAGGCACUCGUCUCCUUCUCGAUCACCAUCCAAUCACAGGAGCCCUCCAGGCUCCCAGCUGCAUUUGGCAAAAGAGCGACAGAACGACGGAGAGAAGAGUCGAGAGCUGUCGGAGGUGCUGCGGGAUAAAGAGCGCCGUGUCCAGCAGCAGCUGGAGCGCUGCGCCGAGGAGCGAGGGAGGAAGAUGGAGGUGCAGAAGAGGAAGGAGCAGCAGCGCAAGGCGGCGGCCGAGGAGAAGAGACGUCAGCAGCAAGAGGUGGAAAAGGAGAGGCUGGAGGCCCUGGUACGCCGGAGAGCCGGGGGCUCUGAUAGACGAGGAGGAGGAGGAGGAGGAGAGGCCCGGGAGCACCUGGAUAACAGGCCUAAACGGUGGACAUGGGGAGGACCGCCUGAUGGAGUGGAGGGUAACCCUAAGACCCCGCCCUGCCAUGCCAUUGGCUCCGCUCAGCCCAAUGAGCUUCCUGCUGCUUCCAGUGCCAGCCAAUCCCGUAACGCGGUUGACUUCCUGUCUCCCCCUGCGACUGAUCAGCCUAUCAGCAAACAGCUUUCCAGCUCUUCAGCUGCCCUCCACUCACCAGAGAGAGCCACACCCAACAACCACAAACCGUCCAGGAGCUCCUCCAACCGCAGGAGCAUCGCCGGGUUCCCCGAAGAGACGUCCAGAGCCAAAACACCCACGGGGGAGUCAGCAAACACGCCAGCCCGCAGUUCCUCCUUCAGGGCCAACAGCAAGGGCCCCGCCACACCGAAACGGGUGAGGUCCAACAGGAGUCGCGCCCAGUCUCCCUGCUCCCCUGGUCAGUACCCGCCCUCCCCUCUCCGGCAGAGAGCCACCACUCCUGGUACAGACGAGGUCAAAGGUCACAGCACCCUGGAGAGGAAAUCCACCAAAUCUGAGACGUCAGAGAAGAAGAUCCCCAAAUCCACCAGCAGAGAACUCAAUGCAGAGUCUCCAGGCACGCCCACAGGCAGGAGCGGAGGUGGGACCACAGACGCCGAGGAGGCGUCCCGCCUGCUGGCAGAGAGACGCCGUCUGGCCCGAAUCCAGAAGGAGCAGGAGGAGAGACAACGGCAGGAGGAGGAGAGGCUGAGGGCUGAGGAGGAGCAGAAGAGGCAGCAGGAGGCCAGAGAGCGGCAGGAGAGGGCGGCGCAGCAGGCCGAGGAGGAGAGGGCGAGGCGGGAGGAGGAGAGGAGGUGCCGGGAGGAGGAGGAGAGACGGCAGAAGGAGCAGAGAUGGAAGGACAUGCAGGAUCAGCUGGACAGAGAGAGGGAGGAAGCCUUCCUGCGAGCUCAGAGAGAGGCCGAGAGGAAGAGGCAGGAGAGAGAGCUGCUGCACAUCCAGGAGGAGCAGGAGAGGCAGCAGAGGAAGAAGAGAAUUGAGGAGAUUAUGAAGAGAACAAGAAAGAGUGAAGUGGAGCCUCCAUCUGCUGCUGCAGCAGCUGAGGUGCGAGCUGACGCUGCCGUCGCUGCGGAGGAGGACGCCCCCACUCCUGCUGAAGCCCCUAUCAUCUUGCUGGGACCUCUGGAGAAGAGCAGUGUGGAUGAGCUGUCAGAUGGAGUCCAGUCCAUGGAUGUCAGCUCUCCAUCUGUCUCCAUCAGUCCAGUGUCCAGGGAUGAGCAGGCGAGCGCUCACGAGUUCUCGCCGGUCACCGAGGGAACAGACGGCUGCCCGCUGGGGCACCUGAUGGACGACGACGCUCCGGGGCGGGGGCAGCGGCAGGCUGCAGAGGUGCAGCCUUACCCCAAAAUGCAGGCCGGAAGCGGGGUCGGAGACCUCAACAAGAACCUGCUGAUUCAAGCGUACAGCGCCACCUCUGAGUCGUCCCAGCUCAUCCACAGUGUCGGGCCGAGCAAGCUGGACAUCCAGUAGCCCAGGACCUUUCUCAGGAGGCCGGCAGCAAAAACCAGGAGCCAGGAGAAACAGGCCAACAGUCAUCUUCUCCACAGAGAACGACUGCUGACCACCUGAUUUUUCAUCUGUAUUAC
This is a messenger RNA of Archocentrus centrarchus (flier cichlid), 2229 nucleotides long. It is a transcript of the gene map7d2b, whose product is annotated as MAP7 domain containing 2b. The record is from RefSeq and is a predicted model, not a curated record. The coding region runs from base 170 to 2113 and encodes 647 amino acids. Gene Ontology annotation, biological process: microtubule cytoskeleton organization. NCBI's taxonomy places the organism in Eukaryota, Metazoa, Chordata, Actinopteri, Cichliformes, Cichlidae. Gene Ontology annotation, cellular component: microtubule cytoskeleton. The transcript has 18 exons.